AUGACCGGCUUCACGAUGUCUCGGGCGUCACUUUGUGCUCUAGUGGGCUCCUUGUGGGCUCUAAGCGUUAGAGGAGAGUACUGCUCAACUCGCUUUGACCCAACACUCGGUAAGAAUGGUUGCGAGAAGUACAGUGGGUGCUGCUUCAAACUGGGGCUUUGCCUACCUUGUCAGAAGAUCAACGGAGUGUGGCAAGGCAUCGUUGGAAAGUGCGUGUUUGACACAGUCGGAGUUUCUCGAAAUCCCAUCGCAGCGACAGUAGACUUUCGACUGAGUGCUUCUCCUGCUACUGAAGACGGGAAGCCACUUUCGGACGCAAGCGUGAUCAUGUUUCACAAUACAACAGGAAAUGUAGACAUGGUUAUCAACACAUUCUUCGGGCAGAGGGUUCUGCUGGGGAAGUAUUACAUUCAGGUUGAGGAGAACACUUGCGGCACCACAACGACUUCUUAUCCUUGCAGAAAGGGGACUUUCUUAACUUUGGCGUUGGGCACCACACGCCCACCAACGCCUGAGCCUUCUAAGGUCUCGCAAGUUGUAACAGAGGAAGAUCAUUACGUGUACUUCCAAGGUCAACUUGUCCAGCCGUCUCCUCUUGACUCCUACUAUCGGAGGUUUGAGGCGGGAUCUUGUCGCUACCUGGUGCUGGAAGGCGACUCGUUGGCCUCUAUCGCAAGCAGGUUCAUGUUGACCUGGCAGGAGCUCUUUGCUUUCAAUGCGCAUCUCUUGGAGCCGUCCGACAUCGUUCCAGGGUUGACCAUCUCCAUCGGCCGGCACCACGUUGUCAGAGGAGGCUGCCUGCCCAACUGCUACCGUCAGAUGCAGUACGAGAGCUGCUUGACGGAUGGAGACUGUAGGGGAGACGCCACGUGCCGCUACUUCCUUGACUUGGGUCAGGUCUGUGUCGAGUACGACUCCAGCUGUAUGGAGAACGGCGUCUGCCUCACCUGCCAGUGGGACAUUCAUCCCGACAAGUGCGGGGAGACUCUCUACUCCAUCGCCACCAGAUACGGGACCUCCUGGCAGCGGAUCUUGGAUGUCAACCCUCAACUCGCCGCGCCAUGCCUGGCUCUGCUGGCUCCUGGACAGGAGCUGGGCCCAGACUGCGUCAUCCAACCUGCGCUGCUGCUGCCACCGUUGACGGCCAUGCAGGAGUACCGGCGCUACCCGGUCGUUGAUGGGCAGGGACUGUCGUGGGCGGUGAGGAGAUGGGAUGGAGGAGGGGAGGGCAGUGAAGAGGAGCAGGAGCUCGGCAAGCUCUUCACGUGCAACACCGUGUGGAGCAGCGCGUCGUUAGUCGACAAAUGCUGCCAUAUCCCCAGAUGCAAAUGUUGUACAGAGGAGGGGACAGACUCUGGGACGCCAACCACGGCUCGCUGCGAUGAGAACAUUAUCCCCGUGACUGGCGUCGCCGGCUUCGUGCCACUGGAGUCCAUCAACCCUCUGAACGGCAACUUGGAGACUUCGUGUGUGGAGGAGCAGAGCCAGUUCAACUGCAAGCAGUGCAAAGACCCAACUGUUGCUCCUCCUGGCUGCAAGAUAUGUGUGCGAGUGUGA
This is a messenger RNA of Guillardia theta CCMP2712, 1557 nucleotides long. RefSeq lists its product as hypothetical. The transcript is spliced from 16 exons. The record is from RefSeq and is a predicted model, not a curated record. NCBI's taxonomy places the organism in Eukaryota, Cryptophyceae, Pyrenomonadales, Geminigeraceae. The coding region runs from base 1 to 1557 and encodes 518 amino acids.